Marchantia polymorpha subsp. ruderalis is the source of this 1865-nucleotide messenger RNA. The record is from the annotation of a GenBank genome assembly. Lineage: Eukaryota; Viridiplantae; Streptophyta; Marchantiopsida; Marchantiales; Marchantiaceae.
ACAAGAAACAGCAAGAGUAAUUGAGGUUUGGAGCUAAUCUCCUGCCACCGCCAGCACCAACAGCUGUGAAGUCACAGCAUAUGCAAUCAUGGAUGCACCCACAUCGCCAACAACCUCGACCAGUGCACCUUCUUCGCCAGCCUCGUCAUCUGCAGGGGGACCAGGAGCAGGACUCGCGGGAGGAGCAAGCAGCAGCGCGGAUUCUGCAUCGGCUGGAGGUGCUACUCCUGAACACACACCUCCUCGUCGACGCCUUGUGAAAGCUGCAUCACGACACUUCGACGACCAGCAGCCGCCUAGGGUUAGUGCAAAACGGGAAUCAGGUGGAAUCGGUACAGGACCACCAGGAUUUGCUUUUGAACGUUCCGGGUCCCCAUCACCAGUGUCAACUGGAAUUGGUGGAGGCCCGGCCAGUUCUUCAUUGGGGGCCUCAUCAGCAUCCCCCAGCAUUAGCGGCUCAUUCAGAGAUAGAGAGAGAACCGGAAUUAGAUCCUCAUUGAAAGGUGAUUUGCAAGGCGAGUAUUCCAUGAAUUCUCCCCAUGGACCUGCUGGAAGCUCCGGUCCGAGUAAAGUGGGAAGAACACCUUUUGCAGCAAAUCCAGGCGUAACUGAUGCUCGACCUCUUGGACGGCGCCCAGAGGUAAAUUUACGAAGACAACAUGAAGCACCAAAUGCCCAAAAGCAUGCAGAGGAUAUGCGCAUUCAACAAGCCAAGCGAGCAGCCCUAGUUCGGGCUCAAACAAUGGGUGCACCAGGAAAUUAUCGAAGCUUUGAUUCACAAUUUGGCAACUAUUUAGUUCCUGUUAUACCUAAUCAGUUUUUCAAUAAGAAUCCACCCACAUCGCAGGCAUCACCAGCUCUGCCAUCUCAAGUGAAUCAAAGCAGAUAAGUUCUUCCGUGGACCGUGAGGUUGUCUGUACGCGUAAUGAUCGCUCACGGGCAGAAUGAAGGUUCUUUUUGUAGUCAGAAGCUAUUGCCACAGUAUCAUUACAUCUUGAAUGGACUUGCUCAAGAGUACUGGACCACGCGUCCAACCAGAGUGUCUACCAGAGUGUCUGAAGACAAAUUCAAGACGAUAUACGCGAGACGUACGAGAAGUACGCUUCCCUUCAUCAACCCGACGAGGGCUGCGUCUGGAAUAUCCCGAAAUAUACCGGAUUGAAAAUCGUCUGGUUCAGAGGCAAAAGAAGUGUUUUCCUCGAGCUUGAAAGAGGUGACGAAGAACAUCAACUUUUUUUUAUGAACUCACAUUGUCAGCAGCCCGUGGUACCUUAUGGCCGACCAUCUAUAAAAGCUGCAACUAAGAUGGCCAUGUAGGUCGAACAAUGUGUGAAGCCAGUUUCACAGUUGAGGAAACAUGCCAUUGUUCACUGUCAGCCUCCGUCUGAAGGUUGCCGGACGAAAGAGCAAGACUAAGUCUGAAUCUACAAUUGCCUCUUCGAUAGCCAUUAUCGUUGAGAACCCAAAGUGCCGAUAUUAAUUUCGUGUCUAUGGUAACACACGUCAAUGAGGCCACUUACUUUUUAUCAAUGCCGCGAAGAGGUUGUAACAUGAAAGAGGACUGGCAAAACUAGUUUCGAAUGAGAUGUUGCGACAUACGAGCCGUAAGUAUUAACCAAUGAGUCAUCAGUUGAUGUUAAUUAGUCAGUGAUGACACUGUUGUAGGCGAAAGCUAACAGCUUUCGUUUUACGAACUCAAGUUUCUAUUUACACAUCUUCCCGUACUUUUUGCUACAUUAUCGGAGAAAGGGGGCAACAUGGAUAUUUGCCACACUACUUGGUGAUCCUACACCGAAAGUAUCUUUGAUGUGGACCUGCCGCGAAGAAAUGUGUGGGGAACUUAAAGUGCAGUCAUUUAAAAUCUG